Molecule: messenger RNA, 351 nt
Organism: Ostreococcus tauri
Lineage: Eukaryota; Viridiplantae; Chlorophyta; Mamiellophyceae; Mamiellales; Bathycoccaceae
Product: Septum formation topological specificity factor MinE
Exons: 1
Coding region: 1-351 (116 amino acids)
Biological process (GO): cell division; regulation of division septum assembly
Source: RefSeq, a predicted model, not a curated record
AUGCACAUGGCGUAUCGCAUCUUCUUCCCGCCGAGCGCGGAGGACACGGCGCGAAUGGAGGCGAAGAAACGGCUGCGGAUGAUCUUGGUGGCGGAUCGGUGCACGAUGAGUGAAACCUCGAUGGACGCGAUGAAGAUGAAGAUCAUGGACGUGGUCGGGGAGUUCGUGGACGUCGACGAGGCGCAGGAGGUGGACGUGAGCAUGAACACGGACGAGGAGUUUGGAACGAUGUACGCGGUGUCGAUUCCGGUGAAGAGGGUGAAGGCGGAGUACGAUGCGGAGAAUGAUGCGUACAUGAUGGGCGCGCAGUUCGUGUACGACGAUGAGGAUGUGUGGGCGGAGGAGGACUGA